AUGGAGGCGUCCACCCCCUUGUUGUCAUCCAAACCAGCAUGGAGGGUGAGAAUGAAUCACAUCGAGGGGUUUCGCUUCAUUGUGUUAUCUUGGAUCAUCGUCUAUCACUAUCUUCAUCUCCCCCACGGCGAUUCAUGGCAGUUCCGGUUGCGCUCGGGCCGUCCCCUUGAUCUCUUCACAGUCAUCAGCGGUUUUAUCACACACUUUGUCUGGUCGACGCGGAAAGUUGGAAGUCCAAUAGAGUUCCUCAGGAAGCGUGCGAGCGGGCUAAUGUUCAUGUACUACUUCUCCAGCGUUCUUGCAUUGUUCCUCAGGGUUUGUAAUCUAGGUGCGAUGGGCACUACGGCGGGAGCGAUCAUGUAUGAGUACCUGAAGUUCAUCCCAACACUCUUCGGGGUCAACGUCUGGUUCAGCGUCAUCCUCCCCUUCUACGACGACAAGGAGCUGAUCCCUCAACCUCUGUACCUCUUCGCUCACACCUGUUACCCUGAGAAUGGCCCCCUGUGGUACAUCCAGGCCCUGGCGUUCUGUUGGCUCCUUUACCCAUUCUUUUCGAAAGUUCUCGAGGCCAUGGAUGGGGUGAUGAAACCUCUUGCUCUGAUGCUCUUCCUGUGGAUCCUUGCUAUUCUUCCUGCGAUAGCGGUUGCUGCAGCUGGAUCGCAAGAACGAUGGAUGACGUUCUUGAAAGUUUGGCCUCCCUUCAUGCUGCCUUCCUUCUUUGUUGGUUGUGCGGCAUGUGAACUGUACAAGCAGGCGACGUAUUUGAGCUCCACCAGGGAGUACGCAAGCGUGUACAACCUCGCAGGAGAAGCUCUUUUCAUUUCAAUCAUCGUCGCUGUUCUCGUCUUCCCUGCAAGUGAACUUUUCAGACUCCAUGGGUUCUCUCUUGUGUUCGGGGCAGUGCUGGUGUUGCUCGGGCUAUCCACCUACUUCCAUGACAGCUCGGUGACAGUCGGGCUGAAGCCUCUAUUGGAGACAUCGGUCAUGGGCGAGCUGGGAAGCAUCUCUUUGUGCGCCUUCACCCUUCAAGGCCCCGUCUGCCGCAUCUUCACGUGGAUCUUGCGCAACGGUCUGCACGAGGAUCGAUGGCAUCUCAACUGGAUGUCGUGGGAGGAGUUUCUAGUCUACUUUGCCAUCCUCUACUCGGUGGCAUAUUUAACGUCCAUUUACUUGGACAAACCUCUUACGGCCAAGUAUUUCAAACACGAAUGA
Messenger RNA from Guillardia theta CCMP2712, 1212 nucleotides. RefSeq lists its product as hypothetical. The transcript has a single exon. Gene Ontology annotation, molecular function: acyltransferase activity, transferring groups other than amino-acyl groups. Bases 1 to 1212 code for a protein of 403 amino acids. NCBI's taxonomy places the organism in Eukaryota, Cryptophyceae, Pyrenomonadales, Geminigeraceae. The record is from RefSeq and is a predicted model, not a curated record.